Messenger RNA from Penicillium cataractarum, 1509 nucleotides. Its product is annotated as cytochrome P450. Gene Ontology annotation, molecular function: heme binding; oxidoreductase activity, acting on paired donors, with incorporation or reduction of molecular oxygen; monooxygenase activity. The coding region runs from base 1 to 1509 and encodes 502 amino acids. The transcript is spliced from 4 exons. The record is from RefSeq and is a predicted model, not a curated record. Lineage: Eukaryota; Fungi; Ascomycota; Eurotiomycetes; Eurotiales; Aspergillaceae.
AUGUCUGGGCCAGCUGUGCUGCUUCUUUGUGGCCUUUUGGCCCUCUAUCUCCUCAGGACAAUCACCACGUAUGCCAGAUUGCGCCAGUUCCGGGGCCCCACGUGGACCGGUAUCUCGAACUGGCCCCAUAGCAUCGCGAUGCUUCGUGGCAACUGCCACGAGUGGUAUGCAGAGGUCAACGAGAAAUAUGGUCCUAUCGCCCGUGUCGCGCCUCGGGUGCUGAUCACGUCUUCUCCAGAAGUUUGGAUGCAUGUAAAUAACAAACCCGGUUAUAAGCGCUCGGACUGGUAUUACAAAGCCGCGCGCAUUGAGUACCGGAGAGACAACGUCUUCAGUCAGACCGAUAAUGUGAAACAUGAGCAGCGCAGAAAGCAGAUGGCGCCAGGGUAUUCGGGAAGGGAGAACCUCCUCCUGGAGGAGUCCGUCAAUGAGCGGCUCGAGGACUUUUUGCACCUUAUCAGGUCGAAAUAUGUCUCAACCGACCGGGAAAUCAUACCCAUGGACCUAGCGACGAAGGUGCAAUAUUUCACACUGGAUGUGAUCAGCAGCGUGGGCCUCGGAAAAGCAUUCGGCAUGCUCCGAAGUGAUCGUGACGUGGACAACUACCUUCAAUCGAGCGAGGAAGGUCUAACCAUAGGUCACAACGCCCUCGCUCUCGGCUUCAGCUGGAUCGCGCAAGCCCCGUUCAUCGGCAAGUUCGUCGCGCCCUCACCCAAGGACAACAACGGCUUCGGCAAAAUGAUGGCCGCAUGCUUCCGCCUCGUAGACGAGCGUGCCGCAAGCUCCACCGAUAAACGAUCCGAUAUGCUGGCCUCCUUCAUGCGCCACGGCCUGGCAGGAGACGAGCUGCGCACUGAGGCGUUAGAACAGAUUAUCGCGGGUUCCGAUACCACCGCCGGCGCGAUUCGCUGCAUCCUGCUGCACAUCAUGACGAACCCUCGCGUAUACCGCAAGCUGCAGCGCGAGGUCGAUGACGCCGUACGGGAUGGCCUUGCACCCGGUCGAGGUGAAGGCCUGGUCACUGCUUCCCAGACAAAACAACUUCCAUAUCUUCAGGCCGUGAUCCGCGAAGCUCUGCGAGUCUGGCCACCCGUCGCCAACAUCUUCUCCCGCGAUGUUCCACCCGGUGGUGACACGGUUAUCGUCGACGGUGAGAGCGUGUUCCUACCUGGCGGUGUCUGCAUCGGGUAUUCGGCAUAUGGUAUGCACCACAGUGAGAAGAUAUAUGGCAAGGACGCAAAGGCCUUCCGGCCCGAGCGCUGGCUCGAGUCUGAUCCAGAGAAGUUGGUCGAAAUGACUCGGACCAAUGAUCUCACAUUCGGUCACGGGAAGUUCCAGUGUUUGGGCAAGCCGGUGGCUCAACUCGAAAUCGGAAAAACUAUUUUCGAGCUCUUGCGCAACUUCGACCUGUCAAUCAUCAACCCGACGCGCCCCUGGGAGACGCGGAAUGUCCUCGGUCUUUUCGCGAUCUCUGAUAUGUGGGUGCAAGUAACAGAGCGAGCUGCAUAG